UAGGAAUAGGAAAUUCCCACUCCAUCGAGGACGUUUUUCCUUCGACCCAUCGGUUUAGCGAUUCCGUCGGAAUCUUCCAGUUUCUUCGCACCCGGCAAUCUCCAUCUACAGGAGAAUAUGGCAACUAGGGGUCAAGGUGGUAUCCAACAAUUGCUUGCAGCAGAGCAAGAAGCUCAACACAUUGUCAAUGCUGCCAGAAAUGCAAAAUUGGCUAGACUGAAACAAGCCAAAGAAGAGGCUGAAAAGGAAAUUGCUGCUUACCGUGCCCAAGUGGAGGCUGAGUUCCAAAGAAAACUCUCUGAGAGUAGCGGGGAUUCAGGAGCUAAUGUUAAGCGGCUUGAAGUCGAGACAGAUGCAAAGAUUGCGCACCUGAAAGAAGAGUCUGCUAGAAUUUCGUACGAUGUCGUGGACAUGCUCUUGAAGCAUGUGACAACCGUGAAAAAUUCCAUCUGGGUUUUUGUUUUUCCGAUUUGGGUUCAUCAGAUUUGUCUUUUCUGCCAACAAAUAUCAAUUUCCAUGGGUAACAUUGGGAGUAGCGGUUCCCAUGGCCGGAGACGACACGAUUCCCGUCGGGGACAUCCGACUCCACCUCCACCUCCGCCGCCACAGCCCGAAAUCACAAGUAAUCGGUUCGUUUUCGCCGCUGCAACGCCCUACCCAUCGCAAUACCCUAAUCAUCCGAAUCAAGCGCCGCCGUACUAUCAGUACCCUGGUUACUUUCCGCCGCCACCUGGUCCACCACCGUCGAUGCCGAUGCCCUUGCCGGCGUCUUACGACCAUCAACACCGCGCUGCCCAUCCCCAUAUGGAUCCUGCGCAUUGGGUCGGUGGGAGAUAUCCUUACGGUCCUCCUAUGCCGCCCCAAACGCCCUAUGUUGAGCAUCAGAAGGCGGUUACCAUUCGAAAUGAUGUUAAUCUCAAGAAAGAAACUCUUAGGGUUGAGCCCGAUGAAGAAAACCCCGGCCAAUUCCUUGUAUCUUUCUUGUUCGAUGCCACCGUCGCCGGGAGUAUCACCAUCUUCUUCUUCGCGAAAGAAGGCGAAGAUUGUAACUUGACGCCCGUAAAAGAAGACACUUUUCAACCAGUGACUGUCCAUUUCGAACAAGGCCUCGGACAGAAGUACAGACAACCUUGUGGAACAGGAAUAGAUUUCUCAAAGUUCGAAGAGUCGGAGUUAGUGAAAGUAAAUGACACAGAUGUCUAUCCAUUAGCUGUUAAAGCCGAGGCUUCUACCGAAGGUCAAACCGGCCCCGAUGGUACCGUGGUACCUGAGACCAUGAAUUCUCAGAUAACACAGGCAGUGUUUGAGAAAGAUAAAGGUGAAUAUCAGGUAAAAGUGUUGAAGCAAAUCCUGUGGGUCAAUGGUAUGAGAUAUGAGCUGCAGGAGAUCUAUGGAAUUGGAAAUUCAGUCGAGGACGAUGUCGAUGGAAGCGACCCUGGAAAGGAAUGUGUCAUUUGCUUGUCCGAACCACGGGAUACGACUGUCCUUCCCUGCCGACACAUGUGUAUGUGUAGUGGUUGUGCUAAGGUUUUGAGGUUCCAGACGAAUCGAUGCCCGAUUUGCAGACAACCCGUCGAUAGGCUCUUAGAGAUAAGGGUCAACAAUGGGGCAGAAGAAUAAGGAAUGGUAUACUAUCAUUAUGAUCAUAAGAGAACUCUGUACAGCACUGUGUUUAUUGAAUUUCUUCUUGUAUUAUCUGAAUUUAUUCUCUUUUCUCCCCCCUGAAUUUCCUACCUGCUGUUAUAAAUAAUCAAGAAGGGAAGCUUUUUAUGCCAAGGAAGAAGAAGAAGAAGAAGAAGAAGGAAGAAAAGGAAAGAAAUUGGUAUCAGUUGUGCUUGUGUUCUCAUGCCCAAAAGUGUCAUUACAAUUUUUAUCUAUUAUAUACUUCAGCUGAGCCUUGCUUUGUUGCCUCCGAAUUCUCGCCAUUUGUCCGAUCAAAAUUUGAUUCGGAGGCAACUGAUGUUCGUUUUUUCUUCUCGUUCUAACUAGCUAAGUAGUUGAGAUCGUUUCUCAAUCUAACUAGCUGAGUAUUUGAGAUU
Cucurbita moschata (crookneck pumpkin) is the source of this 2039-nucleotide messenger RNA. RefSeq names its product probable E3 ubiquitin-protein ligase LUL2. Gene Ontology annotation, biological process: proton transmembrane transport; protein ubiquitination. Gene Ontology annotation, molecular function: proton-transporting ATPase activity, rotational mechanism; ubiquitin protein ligase activity. Bases 118 to 1620 code for a protein of 500 amino acids. The record is from RefSeq and is a predicted model, not a curated record. Gene Ontology annotation, cellular component: vacuolar proton-transporting V-type ATPase complex. NCBI's taxonomy places the organism in Eukaryota, Viridiplantae, Streptophyta, Magnoliopsida, Cucurbitales, Cucurbitaceae. The transcript has 7 exons.